Messenger RNA from Rhopilema esculentum, 765 nucleotides. The record is from RefSeq and is a predicted model, not a curated record. Lineage: Eukaryota; Metazoa; Cnidaria; Scyphozoa; Rhizostomeae; Rhizostomatidae.
AUGUAUAAUCUACCCAAGGCCCCUUGGUGGGGUGGGUUUUUUGAGAGAUUGGUCAAAAGUACAAAAUCGUGUCUGAAGAAGGUUGUAGGAUCUGCAAAGUUAAAUCGUAAUGAGUUGAACACUGUUCUUGUCGAGAUAGAAGCUGUCCUAAAUUCGCGUCCUUUGACUCAUUUGUAUCCUGAAGAUAUCUCUGAGCCUUUAACACCAUCACAUCUACUUAUGGGUAGACGUCUCAUUUCCUUGCCUUAUUCGGUAGCGAGAGAUUCUGAAGAUCAACAAGAAUGGGGAACGAAAGAGAACCUAACUAAAAGAAUAAAAUAUCUCUUGUUAACUCUCGAGCACUUUAAAGUACGUUGGAAAAAAGAAUAUUUAUCAGAACUUCGCGAGCAGCAUCGCAAUCUCAAACGCGAUGAACAUCGAUCUUCCAUACAUCAAGGUGAUAUAGUCACCGUGCACAACGAAAAUAAGACUAAUCGCCUAUUCUGGAAUCUCGGAAGAAUCAAAUCGUUGAUUUUUGGAAGAGACAAUGAAAUUCGUGGUGCAAAUAUACAACUGUCAAACGGAAACGUUAUAGCUCGACCGUUACAGAAAUUAUUUCCACUCGAAGUGACAUGCUCUGAACCUUUAGUUCCGUUACAAAGUCACGACAUGAACAAUUCUCUAAGGACACGACCCCUUCGAACAGCAGCAGUUGUUGGUGCGGAGAAGAGACGUUUAAUUGACCAGUAUUUAACUGGCCAAGGUGGGAGUGUGAGCAAACCAUGA